AUGGCCUAUAACACGCCUCGCUUCAAACGUGCGGCUGAAGACUAUGUCCGCACCACCUCCCAUUCCCACGAUGACUUCUACGGCCAACCCACCAAAAAGCCGCGCUUCGACGUGCGCAACCCGUCGGCCCUGGCUCCUGAUGCGUUGGAGGAGGAUGCUAUCCUGGAAGCAGACGUCAUCGGCUCACGGGGCCAGCAGGUGAAGCGUGGCGCAGUCAACAUCGACGGCUACGAUUCGGACUCGGACAACGAUAACUUCGACGCCCGCGCCGACCGAAAAGCGAAAGCGAAUGCAAAGGCGGACAAGGACAAAUCCCGGGGGGAAGUGGAAAAUGACAUGUUCGCUGAUCUCGAGGACGAUUUCAAAGACGGGGACGACUCAGAAGGCGACGCGGGGCGAAAAGGCGGCAAGAAAAAGGCAGUUCGGUUCAUCGACGAAGACGAGAUAGAAGGACAGAUUCAGAGCUCGAAAAGUGGCGGACACGUCUCCGCCAAUUUCUCGCUGGAUGGGCGAGGCAAGGGAAAAGCAAGAGAACUGGACGAUGAGGUGGAGAGCAGCAGUGAAAGCGAAGUGGACGACGAAAUACGAGCCAGUACGGGCGAACUGGAUCCCGAACUUGGGGCCGGGAGCAAGAAGUCCCAUGCUCCCAAGCUGGACGCUUUCAACAUGAAUGCAGAACAAGAAGAGGGCCGUUUUGACGACCAGGGGAAUUAUGUUCGAAAAGCGGCCGAUCCUGACGCGAUACAUGAUGUGUGGCUCGAAGGCAUGUCGAAGAAGGAAAUGAGGCGAGCAAAAGAGGCCGCCGACAAACGAGAAGAAGAGCGCAGACAACGUGACUUGGAGGAGGAUGCAAAGUCCACCGGCGACGUCCUGGCUGAGCUCAUUCCGCUGCUGGAACGCGGCGAAACCGUCCUGGAAGCCCUCGCCCGCCUUGCAAAGGGCAAGGACAAGAAGGCCAAGUGGCACCCAAAAAGUAAGCACAAGAAACAAACCGGGGGGACAGAGGGACACAUGGCAGCAGAAGACGAGGCCGUCGAGAAGGCUCGAAAGGCAAAGAUCGAAAAAAUUAGCGGUGCAGCGGCUAUCUUAUUAGGGAGAGGCCAAGCGGAGGUGUACGACACUGAAAGAGAACUACUCAUUCGACAAUAUCGAAGAGAAACUGGUAACGAGUGGAACGACCCCCCACAGCCCGACGACAUAGACACUCAAGCCAAUACUGACAAAUCCUCGGCACCACUCUGGGAGUAUAGGUGGACGGAUGCCAGAGACGGUGGAGCGAUAAACGGGCCUUUCGACGGCCAUACCAUGAAGCAGUGGAAUGAUGCUGGCUACUUUGGCGAAGGUGUUGAGUUCCGUAGGCAAGACGGUGGUGGCGAGUGGACCAGAGUCGCCGACUUCGCCUGA
Fonsecaea erecta is the source of this 1404-nucleotide messenger RNA. RefSeq lists its product as hypothetical. Bases 1 to 1404 code for a protein of 467 amino acids. Gene Ontology annotation, molecular function: protein binding. The record is from RefSeq and is a predicted model, not a curated record. Gene Ontology annotation, cellular component: U5 snRNP. Lineage: Eukaryota; Fungi; Ascomycota; Eurotiomycetes; Chaetothyriales; Herpotrichiellaceae. The transcript has a single exon.